UUCAUGAAUAUAUGAAACCUGAUUGCAAAUGUGCAAAUCAACCUUCUCUUAUCACAUCUCUUGCCUAACCCCACCACUCCACCGCAUCACUACACGUGCGUACAUAGCCGAGAAAUUUCGAUGUACACUUUGUACACUUCUACCCCCUCCCCUUCUACCGGCUUCCUACUGCAUUCUCUGUCUCAUGCAAUCUCCAUUAGACAUUUCACACGAUGCAAACCACACUCCCGAGAAGCUUAUAAGGAGGCGCAAACCAAGCCGCGACGUGAGAUAAACCAAAAAAAAACUCCACUCUCCCCUCCUCAACCCAUUUCCAAACACCCAAAGAAUACCGCGAUGCACACGCCUUUCGUGGACAAGAGCCCCCACCGCCGCCUCGACGGCUUGGGCGCCGGUGGCUGGCUGAAGCAGAGGCUGGCUCAGAUCCUAGUGCGAUCUACUUGCACCACCAACACCACCACCACGACAACGACCACCUCGUCCACGGCCUUCGUCAGCCUCGACAAGACCAAUGCCGACACGCACCAAGAACCGCCGCCGCCGCCCUCGCCGUACUUCUGCACCCCCUGCACCUACCAGAGGCCCAAGCUUGAUGCCCCCGGCCGUCCCCGCCGACGCCGACGCAGCGCGUCGCUGGUCCACAUCUCCAUCGACUGCACCGGCGGGGCCGGGGCCACCUCCGGCCGCCGCUCCGUCCACUCCGACGCGCCCCUCCUGCCGUACUCGUCGUCGUUGCCGACGAAGGAUGGCAGGAAACAGAGCAGGGCGAGGAGAAAGGCGCGCUCUUCGCCGUCGACAUCCAGGCGGCAUUGCCCGUCGUCCUCCUGGGGCCGCGCGCGGCUCCCGAGGGGGGCACCGGGGCAGUACAGCUCCUCGUCGUCCACGGUGACCGACGACGAGCUCGCGCCGUUCAGCACCGACGAGGAGGGCGGCGAGGAGGCCGACACGAGGACGCUCUUCUCGUCCCUCAGCUUCUCCUCCGACUCCACCUCGGAGUUCUACCACACCAACAGCAGCAGCAGCCUCGCCAGGAAGGGCCACAAGAACGCGCCGGCGCGCCGCCCGCCGGCGCGGCGCGCGUCGGCGAGGAUCACCAGCGACCCGGCCGACGCCUUCCGGCCGGUGGUAUCCGUGGCGGCGACGAAGAAGCAGCACAACGACAUGAAGAAGAAGGAGGAGACGGCGAUCAAGAGGCAGCUGGGCACGGACGACGACACCGCCGCCGGCGCGGGCAUGGCGGUGGUGAAGCGGUCGAGCAACCCGUACGCCGACUUCCGGAGCUCGAUGGUGGAGAUGGUCGUGGAGCGGCGCAUCUGCAGCGUGCCGGAGAUGGAGGAGCUCCUGGGGUCGUACCUCUCGCUCAACUCGCCGCAGCACCACCCGGCCAUCCUCGCCGCCUUCGAGGACGUAUGGGAGGCCGUCUUCGGCGAGGAGUGAGUGAGCGAUCACUGAUCAGUGACAGUGGCCAACCAACCGAUCGACCAAAGCCUUGUUUGAUUAGCCAACCAAGCUAUAACUCGUUCGUUGUGAGGCCAGUAGAGCAGAGGUGUACGUAGUUAGGAGAUGCAGCGAGCGAUCGGCAUUAAUGCGUGUUAUCUUGGUUUGCAGUUAAGUCUACUUUGUAUUUACAUGAAGAAUUGGCAUAUCGAUCGUGCCAUCAAAUGCAUAUGUGCUCGUGUUAUGAAUAACUGUAGUGUCAGGAAGUCAGGAAGAAACCGUUGAACGAUCGAUCAAUCCUAGGUUCUAAAAAUUGUUCUUCCA
Molecule: messenger RNA, 1761 nt
Organism: Oryza sativa Japonica Group (Japanese rice)
Lineage: Eukaryota; Viridiplantae; Streptophyta; Magnoliopsida; Poales; Poaceae
Product: transcription repressor OFP1
Biological process (GO): negative regulation of DNA-templated transcription
Source: RefSeq, a predicted model, not a curated record